Molecule: messenger RNA, 1908 nt
Organism: Athalia rosae (coleseed sawfly)
Lineage: Eukaryota; Metazoa; Arthropoda; Insecta; Hymenoptera; Athaliidae
Product: alpha-glucosidase-like
Exons: 6
Coding region: 20-1870 (616 amino acids)
Biological process (GO): carbohydrate metabolic process
Source: RefSeq, a predicted model, not a curated record
AAUUUCAGUGGAUACAAUCAUGUGCACUCUGAGGGUGCUCCUUCUUACGGUGGCUUUGGCCGCUAUUCCAAGUAAUACCGAAACCAUCAGUGUUCGUAGACCAACGGAAUGGUGGCAGACCGCAACCCUUUACCAAAUAUGGCCGAGAUCUUUCAAGGACAGCGACGGCGAUGGAGUCGGCGAUUUGAACGGUAUCACCAGCAAGCUGGAUUACCUGGCGGAAUUGGGGAUCGAAGUAGUCUGGCUUUCGCCAUUUUUCGCUAGUCCAUUGAUCGACAGCGGUUACGACGUUUCCGACUACCUGAGUGUAAACCCUGCUUACGGUACGUUGGAUGAUUUCGACGCGUUGGUUGCCAGAGCGAAAAAACUCGGGCUAAAAGUGGUCCUCGAUUACGUACCGAAUCAUACAAGCGACGAACAUGCAUGGUUCAAUUUAUCCAGACAUAGCGUGGAUCCUUACACGGAUUAUUACGUUUGGAAUGACGGUAUUUCGGUAAACGGAACUCGACAACCGCCGAAUAAUUGGUUGAGUGUUUUUAACAGCGGUAGUGCUUGGCAAUGGGACGAAACUAGGCAACAGUAUUACCUUCAUCAGUUUCACGUGAAACAGCCGGAUCUGAAUUUUAGAAAUGAAAAAGUUAUCAACGAAACCAAGAAUAUUUUAACAUUUUGGUUGGACCGUGGUAUCGAUGGUUUCCGCAUAGACUCGCUUCCCUACAUGGUGGAAAAUAUAGAUUUGCUGGACGAGCCCGAAUCCGGAUUGGAAGGGUACACGGAAACCGAUUUUUACUACCUGGAUCACAUCUACGUGAAAGAUCAACCGGAAAAUUAUGAAAUCGUGAGAACGUGGAGAAAUCACGUCGACGACUACUCGAAAUCAUCGAACGUCACGAGUACCAGAGUUACGUUCACCGAAGCUUACGCCAACUUAACGAACAUCAUGAAAUACUACGAGUACGGAUCCCACGUACCCUUCAAUUUCUUUUUCAUCAAAGACAGCGAGGGUGUGAACAACGCGAUUCUAGACACCGCUGACGACGUUGUCCAGAUCAUAACUCAAUGGAUGACCAACAUGCCCGAAGGAGGAACGGCGAAUUGGGUGUUUGGAAAUCACGACAACAGUCGGAUAGCUACCAAACUCGGCGAGGGUCGCGUAGACGCUGUGAAUAUUUUAUUAUUUUUACUGCCCGGAGUAGCGACGAUUUACAACGGCGACGAACUCGGUAUGACCGACACUUAUCUCACUUGGCAACAAACGGAAGAUCCUCAAGCUUGUAACACGGAUCCUUCUCGUUACGAAUAUUUUUCGAGAGAUCCAGAAAGAACGCCGUAUCAAUGGGACAAUACAACGUCCGCGGGAUUUUCCACAAAUAACGUCACCAUGUUGCCAGUUAAUUCGAAUUAUCUUGAAGUGAAUCUCGCUGCCCAACAAUCGUCCGAUGUGAGUCAUUAUAAAAAUGUAGAAGCUUUGAUUAAAUUGAGAAGGACGAACGUAAUUAGAGAGGGAAGUUUGGACGUCAAAGUGCUGAACGAUAGCAUUAUAUCUUUUUCGAGAGAACUGAAAAACGAGGAACCAAUAAUAGUGUUGAUUAAUUGGGACAACGAAACUUCAUCGACCGUCAACCUUGAAGUAUUCGAGAACGUUCCCGAUAACUUGGAAGUUUUGAUAGCUGAUAUACAUUCCGGAAUCGAUGUGGGAACAAAAUACGUGAAGAACGAAAUUUCACUCCCACCUAACGCUGCGAUCGUUCUCAGACGUGAUCAAACUUCCGGAUCUGGUGCCAUCGGAUCUAGCGAUCAUCAUUUGCUUCCAUUGCUCUCCAUAUUAUUCAUAACCCUUAUUGUAAAUCGAUUUUUCAAUUGUCAUUAAUGUUGAAUAACUUAUUAAAUAAAUUUUUUAAUUAAUAA